CGGAAAGAACAGUCAGCGCGGGACCGGCGCUGGACGGGGAGUGCUACCACCAUGGCUGGAGAGAUGACGGUGCUGGGUUCGGCUGUAUUGGCUCUCCUCUUGGCUGGCUAUCUGGCACAGCAGUAUUUACCUAUGCCUACACCAAAAGUCAUCGGGAUUGACCUUGGUACCACUUAUUGCUCUGUUGGUGUAUUCCUGCCUGGCACAGGGGAGGUGAAGGUUAUUCCAGAUGAAAAUGGGCACAAUAGCAUACCAAGCAUGGUCUCCUUCACAGACCGGGAUGUGUAUGUAGGGUAUGAUGGCCUAGAACUGGCAGAUUCUAAUCCACAGAAUACCAUAUAUGAUGCCAAAAGGUUCAUUGGGAAAAUCUUCACUCCAGAAGAGCUGAAAAGUGAAAGUAGCAGAUACCCGUUUAAG
This is a messenger RNA of Alligator sinensis (Chinese alligator), 417 nucleotides long. RefSeq names its product heat shock 70 kDa protein 13. The transcript is spliced from 2 exons. Gene Ontology annotation, cellular component: cytosol; nucleus. The annotation marks the transcript as partial. Lineage: Eukaryota; Metazoa; Chordata; Crocodylia; Alligatoridae. The record is from RefSeq and is a predicted model, not a curated record. Gene Ontology annotation, biological process: protein folding. Gene Ontology annotation, molecular function: ATP-dependent protein folding chaperone; ATP binding.